This is a messenger RNA of Olea europaea var. sylvestris, 2858 nucleotides long. Its product is annotated as protein STICHEL-like. Gene Ontology annotation, biological process: DNA repair; DNA-templated DNA replication. Gene Ontology annotation, molecular function: DNA-directed DNA polymerase activity; ATP binding; ATP hydrolysis activity. The record is from RefSeq and is a predicted model, not a curated record. NCBI's taxonomy places the organism in Eukaryota, Viridiplantae, Streptophyta, Magnoliopsida, Lamiales, Oleaceae. The transcript has 2 exons. Bases 393 to 2858 code for a protein of 821 amino acids. Gene Ontology annotation, cellular component: DNA replication factor C complex; nucleus; DNA polymerase III complex.
CUCUUCCAUUUUAGUAAUUUACUUCAUUUUUUCGAUUUUAACGAAAAAAAUGGAAUCUUUUUUCACUCCCUUCUCACAAUAUUCCUUCAUAUAAAAUGGAAAGAAUUUCCUUCAUGGUUCUACUACUAGUUGCAGUAUAGUAUUACUAGCUGUACAUUCUUCAUUUUUCUCAGCGUAUUUAAGGCCGUUGAAAUAACUUUGAUUGAGGAAAAAAAGCCUUACAGAUCUGUAUUUAGUACACUUACCAUUUCUUCAACAUUACCCAAUUUUCAUUUUCCACUCAGACAAGUCUUUGGUCACCGUGGGACUAAGUUGGGUCGAAUUUCCUGUUUUGUUGCUGAGGUGGGUUCUGUCUUACCCAUUGAAUUGCUAUAAGAUUUGUGCUGAUAGAAAUGCGCGGCGCAGGCGGAACGGUGAAUGGUGGUGGUGCAAUUGAUCCGAGAACCCUGCAUUUGAAGAAAGAAUUGACGCAAAUUCGGAAGGCGGUCCGCGUGUUAAAGGACCCCGGGACCACCUCCUCAUGGCGGUCCCCACAUAAUUCAGCGAGAUCCCUUGCCAAGAACCACCAUUUUCACCAUCACAACAAUGGCGGUCGCCACUCAAUUGAUGACUACGUCAUUCGUUCUUCCUCUCAACAACUGUUUCAACUCCCUUCGCAAGUUGAUAAUGUUAAUAAUUGUAUUAACAGCAAUAGUGCCAACAAUAAUGGCAAUGUGAAUGUCGUAAAAAAAGAGAGAAAAGUGUUUCUGCAUAAUUGGAGGCGUCAAAAAUCUGAAAGCGAAAGAAGUAGACAGAUUGCUGAGAAUGAUGUUGAGAAUGCUAAGGAUAAGAGGUCAUCUUCGACAGCGGAGGAGGAGAAUAUAGAUUUCGAUAGCUCGAUUGAUGCGCGUAAUGGUGGUGCAAAUGAUUCCAACAGCGAUACUUGUUUGAGUGACAGGUAUGCUCCUGCAACUGCUAAGUGCAAAGGUACCAAUUAUAGGCCUUCUAUUAGGCGCAAAAAUAAGAAGUCGAGGAGAAGUAAUAAUACUAGAGCCAGUUUGAGGCACCAUAAUAAAAACUUGAAGAAGCAGAACUUGUCGAGUAGAGAUGCAAAAUAUAUAGCGGAGGGUAUGUCUGAUCUGGGUUUAGAAAGGGGACAUUUGGCGAGUUUGGUGGAUCAGUCUGAUGAUACUGAAGAUUUUCGUAAUUCUGAUAGUUUAAGGAGGGAGUCUGCCAUUUCACCAUUGCUUGUUAGGCAUCAGAAUAAGGAUUGGGUUCAUUCACCAUCAAAGUUGAAGAGUCGUAGAAAAGAUGAUGAUUCUAUUUCACACACUACACCUACAUUUUAUAAAUAUGGUGUUACGAAUCCUAGUACCAUUGAGUCUUGGGAUGCUACCACGGCAUCUUUAAAUGAUGCAGAUGAUGAGGUGGAUGACCACUUGGAUUUGUCAGGGAGAUCAGGCUGUGGGAUUCCUUGUUAUUGGUCAAAAACAUCGAUGCCAAAGUUUAGAGGGAAUGGCAGUGGUUCACCAUCUCUUUCUGAUUCUUUAAGGAGGAAAGGAAGCAGCAUUUUUUUCGGAAGUCAAUCCUUGUCUCAAAGAAGACAUCAUCGGUCCUCUUUGGGGUCCAAUAAGAGGAGACCGAGUUCAAGGCCUGCUGCUAAAGGUCUUGUUCCUUUGCUUAGCGCUGACAGCCUAGGAGAAUCAUCUAUGGGAAGUGAGAGAAGUAAUAAUGAGCUUACCACAAAUUUUGGAGAGCUUGAUUUGGAGGCGAUGAGUCGGUGGGAUGGAAGGAAGUGGUCUACAAGUUGUAGGAGUCAAAAAGUGUUCGCUCAAGUAGCUCUGAAUGAGGAAAUGCACGAGGAAAGUUCUCCAGAAAAUAUCAAAAGCCUUAGCCAGAAAUAUAGGCCAAUGUUUUUCGAGGAAUUGCUCGGGCAGAAUAUGGUUGUUCAGUCACUCAUGAGUGCGAUUUCAAAGGGGAGGAUUGCCCCUGUUUAUCUUUUCCAAGGUCACCGUGGGGCUGGAAAAACAUCAACUGCAAGAAUUUUUGCUGCUGCUUUGAAUUGCCUAGCUACUGAAGAGACUAAGCCCUGUGGUGUCUGCAGGAAGUGUGCUGAUUUCAUAUCUGGCAAGAGCAAGGAUCACAAUGAAGUUGAUGUUUCUAAAAAAAAGGGAAUCAAUAGAGUCAAAAAUCUUUUUAGAAAUCUGUCAGGGGUUUCCUCAUCAGCCAUUUUGCAGUAUAAGGUUUUUAUCAUUGACAAGUGUCACUUACUGCCCUCAAAGACAUGGCUGACAUUUCUUAGAUUUCUUCAGAAACCAUUGCCACGUGUCGUAUUCAUACUCGUUACAACUGAUUGUGACAAUAUUCCCCGUAGUAUAUUGUCCAGGUGUCAAAUGCACCUCUUCAACAAAAUUGGCAACGGUGACAUUAUUACCCGAUUGAUGAAAAUUGCCACUGAUGAGAAGUUAGAUGUUGAUGAUAAUGCAUUAGAUUUGAUUGCUUCAAAUGCAGAUGGUUCACUGCGAGAUGCAGAAACAGUGUUAGACCAGUUAAGUUUGUUGGGAAAAAGAGUCACUACUUCCUUGGUAAAUGAACUUUUUGGCGUUGUUUCUGAUGAGAAACUACUUGUCCUACUGGAGUUAGCCAUGUCGUCAAACAGCACGGAGACAGUGAUGCGAGCCAGAGAAUUGAUGGAUUCAGGGGUUGAUCCAAUAGUUCUAAUGUCUCAAUUGGCGGCCCUUAUUGUAGAUAUUAUUGCCGGAACUUACCCAAACAUUGAUGCCAAGCUCAAUAAUUCAUUCUUUGGUGGAAGAAGUUGUAAGUGCUACUCUACUCAUUCUUUCUGGAGGUUCCACUUUGAGUUUUAUGAUGGUAAAUAG